GUUGACCUUGGCGCUGAUCGGAGUGCACCUCCGUAUGCGCGUAGUUUGAUUUUGUUUGAUUUCGUCCUGAUUAAUGCUAUAUCCUCUCAUCUAUGAUUAAAGCAGCUCAUAGUGUUUCCAACCUAAGUUCCAAUUCCGAAUCGAACCCUUAUCUGGUCAAACGCUCACAGAAUUCUCAUUUUGUUCAGAUUCUUGAUGAGUCGAUGUGUGUUGUUCGUGAAGAUCUCACAGAAUGGUUGCAACACUACUUAUUCUCAACUGCUAACGCUUGUCCAAUCGCUGCACACUUCUUACUUUAUCGUUUAGCCUCAGGCUUAUGGCUUUCUAGAUUGGCUUACAAGUUGCAUUAUUCAAUAUUGGAAUCAGGUUUUCAAACUGCAGUAAAAUCAAAAACAACCAUCAAAAAAGACAAAGAAAUUGUUUCAUAUGAAUUUCUAAGAGGUGCAUUAUCAAAUCGUGAUUUGAAAAAUCUCACUCCUCUCUCAUUACCGUCAUUUCCUCCAACAUUAACUGUCUGUGCUAAAUUACCGCUUGGUCCUACAGAUCUCUGUUCGUUUUCUUCAUUACAAAAUACUUGUUGUAAUAAUUCAACUCCUAAAAAUUGUGAUGUUGACUUCCCUAAGGAGAAUAUAUCCCUGAAACCACGAGUCGCUGAUCGAUGGAUUGCUCGAGAUAAUAUCAGUGCAUUCAUUAAAUGGUGUAAAGAAUUGGGCGUACCUGAGACAUUAUUAUUUGAAACAAACGGAUUAAUGAAUAGAACAGAGGAGAAAAAUGUUUUACUUACACUAAUGGAGGUCGCACGUAUCGCCAGUCGUUAUGGUCUCACGGAUUUGCCUUAUUUAGUUCGUAUGGAACGAGAAAUUGAUGAGAUAGAAGCGAAACGUUCACAAAAUGAAAAUUACAAAGACAACACAUAUCAUGAGGAUGUACAUCAUUUCACCAGUCAAGCAGUGAUUAAAUUGGAAAGAAUUGAUCGUGAAGAUAACUACAAUUCAAGCGUUGAAGUAACUGUUGGUACAUCCAGCAAGAAGGUCCAAAAAUUGAAUUCUGACACGAAGUCCAUCGAUGUACAUUUAAACGUCAAUGCCGAUUCAGUUGAUACCAGUUCGCUCGAUUCGUGUUGUGAUGAUAGUCGCUUCAUAAAUACGAAUAAUAACAAGACUGUACAAAUUCAUGUCGACAGUAAAAAUGUUUCUUCCGAUAGUGCUACUUUAAACUAUUAUAAUCAUGAUGAUAGUAUGGACAAUACAUACAAGUCUACGCUUGUAACAAAUAUGAACAGUAGUUACAAUAAUCACAUCGAUGACAGUAAAACUGUAAAUGCUCAGUUUGAUUAUAUUAAUAAUGAUCAGAAAUCUACUUGUAAUGAUAUGUCAGUUCAAACAAAGGAUGAUAAUUUAGACCAAGCUAAACGCCUACUUGUUUUAAAUGGUUCACUAGUAUCGUUAGAUGAUAGCGAUGAUAGUCCUCGUAAGGCGAUAACCGAUCAAUUUGUUCAACACCAGCAUACUGAUCAUUUGAAGAUGACUGACUCACCAUUUUGUAAUAUUGCAAACAGAAAAAGGCGUCAAACACUUCUUAUAAACGACUUAGGUCUUCAAAUACCUAUAGUAGAGAUUACGCCUCUCAAGAUUACCAAGAAAGUAGAUGAAUCAUCUUCAUUUAUGAACUCUGCAACUGUGUGCUAUAAUGAUGUCAAAACUGAAAUUGACCCACCUGAAAAGUCCGUCAUUUACGUGAAUCUCGUUGAUUCAAAAAUCCCAGAUACAUGCUUAAAGAGUCUACAAGUUGAAUCAGCGAAGCUUGUCAAACAGGAAGUUCAACAACAGGUAUGCAUUCAAGAUACAUCAACUAUACUUAACGUGUCACUUAUGGAUUAUUUGGUAUAUAGUGAAAGGUGUGCGGAAGAUCUGUCAAUCGAUAUGUCUUCAAUAGCUGAUGAAUGUAUAAUUGAUAUUCAGGUUAAUAAAAAGUUGGCGCAAUGUACGUGCUGCAAUCGAUUACAUAUGCAGCGUUUAGAAGAAGGUCGAUAUCGACUAGGUACACGAAUUUAUUAUUUACGCAGGUUUCGAAAUCAUGUAAUGGUUCGAGUUGGUGGUGGCUGGUUAACAUUAGAUGAAUUUUUACAGCGUCAUGAUCCUUGCAGGCGUGGUAUAACUCCAUGUUGUACAGAGACAUCAGCUGUUCCCCAUAUCAAAUCAUGCCUUGAAGUGACUAAGCCAAUUCGUAGAUAUUCUGAUUUUGAUACAUCAUCAAUUCCUCGUGUAAAUUCUGUCAGUAAUCUAAUGAGGCAGUCGUCCAAUAGAAGCAGUAAUGGCAGUGUGGAAAGUCCUAGAAGUGAAUCCAGUACGGUUAGUAGUACUUUAGAUAAUGGUAUCCCGAAUAAUGAAAACCUUCCUCCGUUGUCAUCAACGAUGGUGAAUGGAACUAAAUCUAAGCAAGUGAAGGCAAUUGUUACACCUCGUCCUAUUAUACCAAAAGCCCCAACUCUUCGAACCGCUUCACGAACUCGUGAAUCCUCUAGAAGUCGUGAUGAUUCCACAACGAAAUUACCGCGGACAGCAACUGUUUCAAAUUUUAGAGCAUUGUCAACGAAAAGAACAAAUCCUACUCAAGUUUUAAGAGAUUCUAGAGCGGCAUCACAUUCACGUAAUCCUUCUGCAAGGCGUGAUGGUUCUUCAUCAAGAGUUCCGGACGUCACAACCACUUCCCGUUCUCGCGAUUCUUCUGCUAAGCGUGAAAAAUGUACUCCAAAUAACUCUAGAUCUCAAUCAAUAUCCAACCGAACACCUUGGAGGAAUUAAUAUCAUAUUUCUAAGAUUUUUUUCGCUUUCUUUAAUUUCAUUUGCUUUUCAUUGUUAUCGUAUUUUAAUUAACAUCGUGUUUUUGAUCGUUUAAUUUCCUGACAUAAUAUGAACUUUCUUUAACUAUUAGUCGUUUUUUUGCUAAUGAAAGGUAGGUGUGCUUAUAUCGUCGUUUAUUAUUUAUUUAUUUAAUUUUUUUUGUAUAUAACAGUUUCAUCUAAGUAACACUGACCACCUAUGAUUUAUAAUAUUUUUAAUUAUUUAUGCAUUCUCAUAAGUAAUUGUUGAAUAAAAUCUCACAGUUUAAUAUGAUUCAGUUAUC
Messenger RNA from Trichobilharzia regenti, 3126 nucleotides. The record is from the annotation of a GenBank genome assembly. NCBI's taxonomy places the organism in Eukaryota, Metazoa, Platyhelminthes, Trematoda, Strigeidida, Schistosomatidae.